Molecule: messenger RNA, 1729 nt
Organism: Drosophila suzukii
Lineage: Eukaryota; Metazoa; Arthropoda; Insecta; Diptera; Drosophilidae
Source: RefSeq, a predicted model, not a curated record
ACACAUUGAUAAUUGAAACUGAGGAGCAAAGGAGUAGCAACCAAACAAUUACUAAGAAAAAUAGUGUGCCUCCUAAAACGAUUCAGGAUUUCAUAAAUCCAAUUGUCCGUGUGUCCAUUACAAGGGAGGAUAUACAAAAUGCAUGUGCUUUGUUGUGCACAGUUGAUGGAAGACCAUUUUCUUUAAUGAACGACAUCGGAUUUAAGCGGAUUCUGAAUCCGUUAAUUGAAGGAUUAGGAUGUGAAAACUUUACUAAUCCUCAAAACGUCAGUGAUGAUGUUGUAGCCAAAUCAAAGAAGGUCGUCGAAAAAAUAAAAGAAGAAACUAAAGGAAAAAUGAUCGCACUUAAAAUCGACGGCUUGACUCAUCUGAAUCGAUCGUUUAUUGGAGUAAACAUACAAUUUAUUACUGAUGGACAUCUUGUCCUGCGCACAUUGGCAACUGAAGAAAUGUUUGCCUGCCAUACUGCUGCAAAUUUAAAAGACACCAUCCUUUUUGUUUUAAAUCAAUUCGAUAAUGGACGGAAUAUGGUCAAGUUUGUGGAACUUCUAAGUAACGAAAACAUUCCGGAGGAGUUAUACGACGACUCUUCAUACGAGAAUGAAACCGAUGUCGACAACGACUUGUCUUUUAUGAAUGACGUUAAUUUUGAAAAUAAGUGCAUAAGUGUUCGUUGUGUUGCACAUACUCUUCUGUCGGCGGUACUUACAGACAAAAAUUGUUCGAAAACAAUUGGUUUUGCCAGGAACUUGGUCAAAAAAUUGAAGGAGAAAAAUCUAAGAAAACCGCCCAUUGAUUGUCCUACGCUUUGGAGCUCGUCCUACAAAAUGUUAGCGUAUUUGGUAGAAGAUGCAGUAUACCAUUUUUGCUCAACUUAUGCAGUGGCUAAUUCCGAUUUAUAUCUGGAUCAAAAAGUUUGGGAUUCAAUUUGCGAAAUUGAAAGCCUAUUAGAGCCAGCUGAGGUUGCCACAACAAAACUUCAAAGCCAAAAUUUGGUUUUCGGAGACUUUUACCACAUUUGAAUUAGUUGUAAGCUACUCGUGCAGAAAAAUAACUCAAAGUUGGCCAAAUUUUUGUUAAGAGCACUGGAAGAUCGUGAAAUUUUAUUAUUUGAAAACAAUGCAUUUCUGUGUGGAAUAUUCUUAGAUCCCAGAUUCAAUAAUACCCUAAGCAAAAAUCAAAAACAGACUUGUAUUAGUCUAUUAUCCAAUAUUUACUUCCAAAUUCUAUCGAUAUCCAAUAAUUUAAUAUCAAUUCUUGAAAAAAGUUUAGAAACAAGCCUUUCAGAAAGCUCCGACGAAGUUGAUAAAUACCUAAAAUUGGAAGAAGCAAGAUCUGAAGGCUCACCUUCAUGUAUGUCUACAUGCAGCCUUUUAGAAUCAAUACAAAUUUUUCUAAAACAAUGGCGCCUUUCCAAGUCAACAGACAUUAUUAGAUGUUGGUCCGAGUCUUCCGAAAAAAGAGUUGUUUACAAUUUCUCAAGUGGCCCUAUGUGUUCCUGCUACGUAAGUGAGCGUAGAGAGGUUAUUUUCCAACGUUAAGAUUAUCAUGAAUCCGCUCAGAAACCGUUUGGGGCUUUUGAGAACCAAUCACAUGUUUUCCAAAUAAUUAACGUUUUUUCGUAAAUUUAUUAUCAUUAUAAGUAUAAUCAUCUGUAUGAUUUUGGAUCCAUUGAACUAUUAUUAAUGUGCCUUCAAAUAAAGAUUUUAUUUUCUUAAUAAAACAUAAA